GUUUAACGUGUUUACUUUGCGAGUGAAUUGUAUGUUUUAGCUGGAGCUACCAAGUCAAUCUAAAGGAAUGAUAGCUAGAUUGCUAGCUAUAUUUAUUACCGUGAGUUGAAAAAUAACAGGAACUGUACAGCGUUAGCAAGCGGGUUAGCUUGCUAUAUCAAUACGUUGUUUUUGUCUUUUUAAAGUAAUUUUAAGUUUUAUUAAUUUGUUAGCUAGCUAGCUAACUAACUGUUGCAUUGUUAAAUAAACGUGGUCAAAAGACAGCGAAAGACUCGCCGAAAGAGCCGUCAGUAUUGUCAGCUAGCGAGCUAACACUUCUGGCGCUGUCAGAGAACCGAGCUGAUCACCUCCAGCCCUCCUCGCCAAUGCUGGACCUGGAGGUUGUUCCUGAGCGAUCUUUAGGAAAUGAACAAUGGGAAUUCGCAUUAGGGAUGCCAUUGGCCCAGGCCAUUUCCAUUCUGCAGAAGCACUGCCGCAUUGUGAAGAAUGUUCAGGUUCUCUACAGUGAGCAGACACCCCUCAGCCAUGACCUCAUUCUCAGCCUCACUCAGGAUGGAAUUAAAGUGCUGUUCGAUGCCUGCACUCAGAGACUGAAGGUGAUUGAGGUUUAUGACUUGAGCAAGGUGAAACUGAAAUACUGUGGAGUCCAUUUCAACUCUCAGGCCAUAGCCCCCACCAUAGAGCAGAUAGACCAGUCGUUUGGCGCCACACACCCUGGAGUGUACAAUGCCGCAGAGCAGCUUUUCCACCUGAACUUCCGGGGUCUGUCCUUCUCCUUCCAACUGGAUUCAUGGAGCGAAGCUCCCAAGUAUGAGAUCCCCCACGGAGCCACAGUGAAACGCAUGUACAUCUACACUGGAAACAGUCUGCAGGACACCAAGGCCCCUGUGAUGCCUCUGGCCUGUUUCCUUGGCAACGUGUACGCAGAAUGUGUGGAUGUGCUGAGGGAUGGGGCGGGGCCACUUGGCUUGAGGCUCCGCCUACUCACUGCAGGGUGUGGCCCGGGCGUGAUGGCUGACGCUAAGGUGCGGGCACUGGAGAGGAACAUCUACUUUGGGGACUCCUGUCAGGACGUUCUGAGCGCACUCGGCUCACCACACAAAGUCUUCUACAAGUCAGAGGAUAAGAUGAAGAUCCACUCCCCCUCCCCUCACAAGCAGGUCCCGUCCAAAUGCAAUGACUACUUCUUCAACUACUUCACCUUGGGUGUGGACAUAUUGUUUGAUGCCACUACACACCUGGUGAAGAAGUUUGUCCUCCACACCAACUAUCCCGGUCAUUAUAAUUUCAACAUAUAUCAUCGGUGUGAUUUCAAGAUCCCCCUCCUCAUUAAGAAAGAAGGUGCAGAUGGUCAAGGUGGGGACUGCAUCCUAACCUCCUACAGCAAGUGGGAUCAGAUUCAGGAGUUGCUGGGUCACCCCGUGGAGAAGCCGGUCGUGCUCCAUAGGUCAUCGUCGGCAAACAACACCAAUCCCUUCGGCUCCACCUUCUGCUUCGGACUCCAGAGGAUGAUAUUCGAGGUGAUGCAGAACAACCACAUUGCGUCAGUGACCCUGUACGGAGUCCCCCGGUCGAGCGGUCACCCCCGGUCCGAGCCUUCCACCCACUGAGCUCCGCCUCACGCCCCGCCUCCCAGAUGGCCCCGCCCGCCCCACCCACCCCAACACUACAGAACUCCAACAGUACAUAGUGCAGCGUGCCUUGACUCAACGCCACUAUUGCCCCAGAGCAUUCUGGGAGUUAUUUCGGUCUCAUUGGUCUUUUCAUGACGGCAACUCAGAAUGGGUCUCUCGGGAGCCGUAGGGCAUGACCUUUGACCUCCCCACACACGUUCCUCCCCAGGUCCUCUCCCCUGACCCCCGCCAUGUGUCCAAAUCUGCAUCAAUCCUCUUGUUGUCCGUUACACACACACACACACACACACACACACACACACACACGUGUAUGCUAAAGGUUUGCUCGCUUUUUGGCUGACAGCGGUGAAAGAUUAAAAGCACAAUAUCGCCACACCUCGGGGGGCAUCAGUUAAGUCUGAAGUGUGGCUCUGUCCCCUCUGACACACACAGACACACACACACCCACGUGUGCUGGCUCGUAAGGGUACAGAGCCACACACACUCACCGCCACCUGUUUAAGGCCCUGUGGCACUGGCUUACGGACUGUAGCAUGGUUAUUUACUUCAGCUUUCUUAAGAAAGAUGACAACAUUUGGUUUUAACAUUUGCACUAUACGCCACCUUAUUUACUUGAUAAUUGUCUUACAUCCACUGAGGAGUCUGUGUACUGUUCUGCCGGGAGGGGAGGGCUACGACAGCUCUUCUGCCAACACGCGCCUGGAGACACGCUGUGUCCUUCCUCCCCGCAUCCCCCCCGCAUCCCUUCGUCUCUCCCCCUCUGCUGUUCUCUCUCUCAGCCAUAUCCACAUCCUCACUUUCUCCACUCCCCUUUCUUUUCUUGGUCAGUUUUUUUUUUUAAAUGCCAAAUUUUAUUUUCAGCCAAAGAACCAUCAUCGUCAUCCACCUAAUUUCAUUUCUCCUGAAUAUUUCAAGUUUUUUCCUUUUUUUUUUUUUGAGAAGUCAUCCUUUUGACUGGAUAAAACCAUUAACAUUCCCUGGAUAUUUUGUUCUUUAAAUCAGACAUUUUGUCUAUCCCAUCCCCCCGCCCCACCCCCAAUUAAUGCCCGUAAUCUUUCUCCGUUAAACUUGUACAUUUUAAAAAAUUGUUCUUAUUGCUUCAUGCAUUUAAAAGAAUGAAAUCAAGCUUUCGGUGUGUGAUCUGUUUUUACUUUACUGAAACUCUUCUGAUCUGAUCUCCCCAGCGCUGUGCCAGUGUGUCGCCGGGCCGGUGCGUCACUGUGCCAGUGUGUCGCCGGGCCGGUGCGUCACUGUGCUGGUGCGUCACUGUGCCAGUGUGUCGCCGGGCCGGUGCGUCACUGUGCCAGUGUGUCGCCGGGCCGGUGCGUCACUGUGCUGGUGCGUCACUGUGCCAGUGUGUCGCCGGGCCGGUGCGUCACUGUGCCAGUGUGUCGCCAGGCCGGUGCGUCACUGUGCCAGUGUGUCGCCAGGCCGGUGCGUCACUGUGCCAGUGUGUCGCCGGGCCGGUGCGUCGCUGUGCCGGUGCGUCAAUUUGCCAGUGUGUCGCCAGGCCAGUGCGUCGCCGUGGCGGCGCGUCGCUGUACAGUGCUGGCACGUUGUCAUGGUACACGGCAGUGUGGGGGAUACCCAGUGUGUACAGAUUUGUAAAUACCAUGUUGUUCUCCCUCCUCCUUUUGUCAUUUUAAACCAGCUGUACUGUGGAAGGGGGUCUGACUGACACCCCCCCGCCCUCUCAGGGGACACAAGGUCCCCAAAACCGUAAUCCUGUACAGGAGGUGUUUAUCCAGGACAGGUCACACUCCCCUGUAGAAAAAACACUCAGUGUUUAAAGGAGGUUCUGCCCACAGAGUUAUGAUUAGUACAAUUACAUGUUGUUCUGUAAUGGAAAAUACCUGCUGAUAACUGUACUGUGGCCCUCCAGGGCCAGGGUAGAGUAG
This is a messenger RNA of Megalops cyprinoides (Indo-Pacific tarpon), 3532 nucleotides long. It is a transcript of the gene phaf1, whose product is annotated as chromosome 13 C16orf70 homolog. The record is from RefSeq and is a predicted model, not a curated record. The coding region runs from base 366 to 1610 and encodes 414 amino acids. Gene Ontology annotation, cellular component: dendrite; trans-Golgi network; synaptic vesicle membrane. The transcript is spliced from 16 exons. NCBI's taxonomy places the organism in Eukaryota, Metazoa, Chordata, Actinopteri, Elopiformes, Megalopidae. Gene Ontology annotation, biological process: Golgi to plasma membrane protein transport.